AUGGACAGCACAUCGAUUUUUUCGGCGUGUCGAUCGAUCGAUGAAAUCGAUGGAGUGAUUCGACGAUUUGCUAUGGCGGAACGACGAGAAAUUGCCGCCGACACACUACAGCAGUUCAUUGUUGCGAAUUGGUGUGGGAAAAGAGACGAUAUUCUCUUAUUCGACAGUGAUGUGACGGAAACACUAAAGAAAGAAGUGGUCGAGCGGCUCUCUUUUGGCACAAAUACCCCAUUCAAGAGAACGAGAUCUCUCGAGUAUCUUCUCGCGGCAAAAAUGACGCUUUUCCUCGACAACGAUGAACAAAGAGGUGAUUGGAGGGAUUCAUUGCUUCGAUUGCAGGCUUGUCUCACUUGGCAGAAAGUUUUAGACGAACCGGCUGUGCAAUUGAUGGAAAUCAUCAAGAAUGAGAUGUCAACCCUUGAUGAAAUCGAUUUGAGCAAUCUGUCAAACGAUGAGCAAGCCUUUUUGUGGUUACAUCGAGCCGAAGCUCAUCGACUCUAUUUUGACUACGAGAAAGCACAGGAGGCCAUUGAAAAGGCGAUCGCUUUGACCUCAUUGAAAGUCGAGGUGACUGGGUGUAUUGGAAGGAGAACACAUUGGCAACGACCACUUCCACAAUUGGUUCUGAAGACGGAGUCCAAUCAUCAAUAUGAAACCGCCGAGGAGAAAGAUUUACCGAAUGAUUGCAAGCUGAACGAUGAUACGUUAUUGGAAAAGGUACAUCUUGUGCCUCAACCGGGCGAUCAACCAAGCCACUCCACCCAUCUUUCGCCCAUUCAAUUGUGCUCUCUACUGUUGUUAUGUCAUAUUCAAGGGAAAACGUGCAUUCGAGACGAUUUGUUGAUCGAGGAGUGCUCGGCUUAUUUAGAAAAGAUUAUCGGUGAGCGUCGUGUUUGGGCUGUACAAUGUUCGGCACUGAUUGCGAGGAGUGAAAUCGAGAAGAGAAACAAGAGAAAGGUUGAAAGAGCAUGUGCUCAGGUGGAGAAUAUCAUUCAAUUGAUGGACGGAUCGUCGAAUCAGGAUGGACUCGAUUUCGCGGCUCGUGCUCAUUUCGUUCUUGUUAGUGGGCUGCCCACGUGGUGGAAGUGUAAAGCGACCUACUCACAAAUCUUGAUCUCGCUUGGAUGCACUUCAGAAGCUCUUCUUCAAUAUGAGAAAUUGGAGGAUUGGAGUGGAGUGAUCGAUUGUUACAAAUCAUUGGGACAAGUCGACAAAGCUGAGCAUUUGAUUAGAAGGUUGAUCGAUGAGGAGAACGAGAAAACGCAAAAAUCAUUGCCCUUUUUGUACACUUUGUUGGGAGAGAUCACGAUGGAACCGAAAUAUUUCGAGAAAGCAAUUGAGAUCUCGGGCGACAAAUUCGCGCACGCCCGACGGUCAUUUGGUCAUCUGCACUUGGCAAGGAAACAAUUCGAACCAGCGUACGAGCAUUUUCGGAGAAGUUUACAGCUGCAACCAAUCCAGUUGGGCGUCUGGUACAAUGCGGGCUAUUGUGCGUACAAGUUGGAGCGAUAUGCCGAGGCAGCCUCGUGUUUUCAUCGGUGUGUCUCGUUGGAACCCGAGCAUUUCGAGGCGUGGAAUAACUUGUCCGCCUCGUACUCGUAUCUCGACAAAAAGGAAAGGGCCAAGAAAGCUUUGCAAGAAGCACUAAAGAUCGACUACGAGCAUCCGAAUGUUUGGGAGAACUACCUCGAGAUGAGCCUGGACACCGAAGAUGCCGAGCAGGCGAUUUUGGCCGCACAUCGGGUUCUCGAUCUGAAGAAGCAGCUCCGUGAUGAGAACGUUCUCGAGCGGAUUCGCCGCGUUUUCGAGAAAAAUUUUGCGGGCCUAAACGACGAGGAUCGUGGGAAGAUGAAAGCCGAUUUGAUCAAGUUGUACGCUCGGGUGACCACACAGCAAUCGUUGAGCUCCAGGAUUAUACAUGGCUACGCGAGUCUGAAAGAGCCCGGCAAGGCGGCCAACUCGACGGAACACUCGCAAUUCGUGAAAAUUCUCGAGCGCGCACUCUUGGCGGACACAAAUCAAAAGGAGUGGUGGAAAGACGAGAUGAGCACGUGUGCUGCGCUUUUCUCGGUGGCUCGUUUGGCGGCGGCGAGAUUGGACGAAGCAAGGGUGAAUGGAGAAGGGAAACAAGGAGAUGAGACGAUAAAACAGGCCAAAGCAAGGAAUCGUAUUGCUUUGAUGUCAAAAGUGAGCUUAAUCGAGAAAUUCUACGCCGAUUUGAGCACACCUAUUCCCGAAACGAUCGAAGAGGCGCUGAAACUCGCGAAAGAGCAAUUGGAA
Molecule: messenger RNA, 2280 nt
Organism: Mesorhabditis belari
Lineage: Eukaryota; Metazoa; Nematoda; Chromadorea; Rhabditida; Rhabditidae
Source: the annotation of a GenBank genome assembly